Daldinia vernicosa is the source of this 688-nucleotide messenger RNA. RefSeq lists its product as uncharacterized. Lineage: Eukaryota; Fungi; Ascomycota; Sordariomycetes; Xylariales; Hypoxylaceae. The transcript has 2 exons. The coding region runs from base 216 to 431 and encodes 71 amino acids. The record is from RefSeq and is a predicted model, not a curated record.
CUUUACUGCAUAUCCUGAUAAGGUCCCGGUAUUCCGGUAUUUCGGGAUACUGUGUAACCAUUGAAGAUAUGCCAUAAUCAACACAAUCGAUUUUCUUUGACAUCUGACAAUAUUUCCUCAACACUAAGUCAAUUAUUACACCAAACGUUAUCACUUCAAAAGACACCUCCAACCUUUAUACCCCCGAGAAUAUACAUGCUCAUUCCAAGAAGAAUAUGAGUUCAUUCACUCGCGCCGCUCUUCCCGUUGGUCUUGCUGUAGCCUUUGGAGUUUGGAACGCUUAUUAUGUUCUAGAUCCUGCUUUCAAGGAACAACAAGAGAAAACACUGCAGCGCCUGGCAAAGGAUAACCAGCAGUUAGAUAAAGUGACCGAAGUCAAAGACAGCACACAACAGAAAACGCCCAAGACAGACACUUUAUACAACCGCUAGCUAUGUUUAAUCAUUGGAUACCUAGUAUAUCGAAUAAUUUCUAUAACCUCUUGUGAGGUAUAGAUGGUUAAAUAAUAGCAAUUGACAAAUACUCCGGAUGUUAGUUAUACCACAUUUUCAUCCUUGACAGCCUACAACAUCCAUAAGAAUGGAUAUAGAAGCUUUUUAAGAUCACGUCUAUAGCUUAAACAGGUAUCUUCUUACUGAGAUAAUUACAAUAUAUCGAGAGCCAUAUAUAAUGAAUAGAUUCAAUAGUU